AUGUAUGCUAAAAUCCUCUUUCAAGACAUAUGGAGACUUGGGCUUGAUUGGGAUGAAGUACUACCUAAAGAGUUGCAAAAUAAGUUCCAGAAUUGGGUUAAGAGUAUUGCUGCUCUUAAAUACUGGAAGAUAAAUCGCUGCUAUUUCCCAGAAAUUUCAUGGAGUAAGUUGUCGGGUCUGGAACUUCAUGCUUUUGGUGAUGCUUCAGAGAAGGGGUAUGGAACUUCUGUGUACUUAAGAGUUCCCCUUGGGGGUGGGACAUACCAGGUGUCAUUUGUAGUAGCAAGGUCUAGGACUGUAACUUAUUGUUGUUGGACUGACUCAAAGGUUGCACUUGCAUGGAUAAAGGGUAAUCCUUGUAGAUGGAAGGCAUUUGUGUCAAAUAGAGUUGUUGAAAUUCAGAGUCUCACCUCCCCAUGUCACUGGUACCAUUGUUCAGGGAAGGAAAAUCCUGCUGAUCUCAUUUCUAGAGGGGAGUUAGCUGAGCCACUUGUAAAUUCUACUUUAUGGAUAAAUGGCCCUACUUGGUUGUCUGAACCUUUAACUUUAAGUGAUAAAGGAGAAACUGUGGAUCUACCUGUAGAAGAAAGUUACAGUGAAAAGAUCAUUUCUUGUGUAUCUGUGACAACUAACAUAUUUGAGUUUGAGAGAUGGAGUCAUUUCAAUAAAGCUCAUCAUGUAGUGGGUUGGGUUAUGAGAUUUAUAAACAAUGCCCGACCUCAUUCUGUGAAAAUGUCAGGUCCAUUGUCUUCUGGUGAGUUGGUUAAAGCCAAGACCAAACUGUUUUACUGUGUACAGAGAGAGAAAUUUGCUCAGGAAAUUGCAGACUUAAGAAAGGGUAAAUCUCCUGCAAGGAGUUCUCCUUUGUGUAGACUAGAUCCCUUUGUAGACGAUGAAGGCCUGUUGAGAAUUAAAGGACGUUUGGAGAAUGCAGACUUGAGUUUUGAAAGCAAGCAUCCUAUUAUAGUUCCUUCCGGUCAUGUUGCUAAGCUCUUGGUUCAAUUUCAACAUAUUUUCCUGAAGCAUGCAGGAGUAUCCACCAUUGUCUCUACAUUAAGAGGCAGCUAUUGGAUAGUGGGAGUGAGACGAAUUGCUAAAACAGAGUGUGUGUUCGGUGUAAGAGGUAUGAUUCCAGGGCUUGUAAUCAGCCUGCUGCACCCCUACCAGGAUUAA
Molecule: messenger RNA, 1173 nt
Organism: Penaeus monodon (black tiger shrimp)
Lineage: Eukaryota; Metazoa; Arthropoda; Malacostraca; Decapoda; Penaeidae
Exons: 2
Coding region: 1-1173 (390 amino acids)
Source: RefSeq, a predicted model, not a curated record